Acanthoscelides obtectus is the source of this 267-nucleotide messenger RNA. Lineage: Eukaryota; Metazoa; Arthropoda; Insecta; Coleoptera; Chrysomelidae. The record is from the annotation of a GenBank genome assembly.
AUGGCUGGGUGGACCUGGCUGAAUGGUUUCAGGCACCGUAAUCCUACGAUAUCCUUACGAUCACCUGAGAGUACUUCUGCGGCUAGAGCUAGAGCUCUUAACAAAGUGCAAAUUGACAAAUACUUUCAAAUGCUUUCUGGAGUGUUGGAUCAUCAUAAAUUCCUGCCGAAUGAUUAUUGGAAUAUGGAUGAAACAGGUAUCACCACCGUUCCUUCGAAGAAUACAAAAGUUUUGGCCACCAAAGGCUAUCGGCCGUUUGCUGUAUGA